Saprolegnia parasitica CBS 223.65 is the source of this 1779-nucleotide messenger RNA. RefSeq lists its product as hypothetical. The record is from RefSeq and is a predicted model, not a curated record. Lineage: Eukaryota; Oomycota; Saprolegniomycetes; Saprolegniales; Saprolegniaceae. Gene Ontology annotation, molecular function: protein binding; metal ion binding. The transcript has 2 exons. Bases 32 to 1717 code for a protein of 561 amino acids.
UCGGCUGCCCGAGUCAACGACGACGACGACGAUGGCGAUGGCAAUGAGCAGCUACAACCACAUCUUUGUCGAGAAUAUGGUCGACGGCGAAGGCGACAAGCCAUCGCGCAUCCUGCGGCAAGACCAGCUCCUCAUGCCGCAUCUGUACCAGCCGACGAAAGGCUGCCACGCGUGCCACGAGUGCACCAAGGCGUUUACGACCUUUCGCCGCAAGCACAACUGCCAAAUGUGCGGCUAUGUCGUCUGCAAGAACUGCACGCUCGCGCACGUCGCCGAGGUCUCAAAGGAUGUCUUGGACGUCAAGGUCUGCCUCUCGUGCGUCGCCCACCUGGAAGCCGAGCACCGGCUUCGCCGCACCGGCACGUCGUCGUCGCUGCGGUCGUCGACCGAGCUCCACCGGCGGCACUCGUCGCGUUCCAACAUGUCUGUAUACUCGGAAGACGACGUCGGCGAGGCCAACCUCUUUCAGCUCUCGCUGCGCGGGAAGGACGCCAUGCUUCGCCGCCCGUCGAGCUCGAUGGAGUAUGCGCUCGACUAUAGCUGGAAGCACAAGUGGCCCAAGCCACCGACGCUGCCGUUGGAAGCGGAUCGGCUCGUCGUGCUCAAGAGCUUCGACUUGCUGCGACAGGAUGUGACCUUUGAUGCGAUUUGCGAGAUUGCGGCCAAGGUGCUCCAGUGCCGCAUUGUCACGGUCGGCUUCAUCGACGAACACCGGCACUGGUUCAAGUCCAGCAUGGGCCUCGCGCAGACCAGCAUUCCACGGAGCAUGUCGUUCUGCGCGCAUGCGCUCGCGUCCGAAGACCCGCUCGUCGUUCUCGACACCCGCGACGACGACCGCUUCAAGUUCAACCCAAUGGUGACCGGCGCACACAUUCAGUUUUACGCAAGCGCACCGAUCGUGCACAGCAGCGGCCACGUCCUUGGCACGGUGGCCGUCAUGGACCAGACGGCUCGGACGUCGUGUGACCCGAGCAUUCUCGAGACGCUCGCGGCCGUCGUCAUGAAGAAGCUCGAGACAACAUCGUCUCAAGCACGCACGAAGGCGCACUCGGUCAGCAGCAACAGCGGGUCGCACGAGCCCGAGCACGACGACGUGCCGUCGCCGCCCGCGCCGACGCACCUCGUCUUUACGGACAAGGACUUGCUGCAUCGGAGUCUGUGGGUCUCGGACGCCAAGCGCAACAAUUGCUUUGUGUGCAAGAGCAAGUUCUCCAUGUUUCUGCGCAAGCACCACUGCCGCAUGUGCGGCGAAGUCAUCUGCAAGCACUGCGAGCUCGCGGCGACCGUGCACAUGAGCUCGGCAGCCACCGAGAUGGAGAAGGUCGCACGCGUCCCUGUCUGCCUCACCUGCCUCGCCAAGAAGAAGGCAGCAGCAGCCGCUGCAGCCGUCGCGACGCCGGCACCUGUUGAAGACGAAGCCGCGCCAGUACCCGUCAAGAAGGCGCGGCCGAUCGCCGACAGCAUCAUGACGGUCGAUGAAAUGGACGACGACGACGACGACGCGGUGCCGCUCCUCGACCGACACAUGGCCUUUGACGUCGACAUGUGCGAAGUCGUUUACACGGACAAGCCCCUCGUGCUCGAACCGCCGCCGGCAGCGCCCGAGCUCCAGCGGGAUAUUUCCCGAACAGAAAUCGAGUCGAUGCUCGCCAAGCUCCUCUCCCAGUCGACCGACACGCUGCAUCAGCUGUCGUCGCAGGACAACCAGUAUCGAUGAUCGUUGUGUCGUCGUCGUCGUCGUAGUGUAUUUGAAGUGGAUCGUGUUGGUUUGUUGCUUUG